This is a messenger RNA of Gryllus bimaculatus (two-spotted cricket), 1191 nucleotides long. The record is from the annotation of a GenBank genome assembly. NCBI's taxonomy places the organism in Eukaryota, Metazoa, Arthropoda, Insecta, Orthoptera, Gryllidae.
AAAGACUGUUAUAUCUUUCCUCUGUGUUUUCUGGUUUUUCCUUUUGUCGGAGGCUUCCUGGAAAAGUGGAUAUAGUAACUAAGGCAACAAGAGAGCUGUGGACAGUCCGCCCGGUCGAUCCGAAGAAUUCCUUUCAGCGACAUGAAUUUGUUAAUCGACUCGUUGCCGUACCCGAAGGGUUCUAUGACAGCACUGCAACGGCUGGCGGAGGUGUGUAGCAGGGAGCUGAAGAAGAUUGAGUACGAAGAGUACGCGGCAGCGAAGGUUAAACAAUGGGAGGAGCGGGCACUUGCCCGAGCAGCUGCGAACGAAGUGAAUAGAAACGAGACCGUGAGCCAUAUGAUGUCCGCUUCCUUCUGUCAACCUGCUGGCAACCCCCCUGGACAAACCCCUCUUAUUGGGGAUCAGAAAGGCCACCAAGCAACGAUCAUCGACGAGAAUGGGAACGAGAAAGUGAGCCAUGUAACGUACACUGUCUACUCCCAACCUGUUCAAAGUGCCAGUGGACAAAUGCCUCUUCUUACGCGCGCUGCUGGUCCUGCGCCCGGGCCCACCGUCCAGCCGCCGCCCGCAGCGUCUCCGUUCAAGACGCCCCCGCCCGGCCCCGCUCCCGCCAAGCGAGCGCGACUCGCCAAGGCCGCCCCCGGGCCACGGCAGGCCCCUUGGGAGGGAGCUGCGAGAGCCGAAGCUCGCGGCCGCUCGAAGAGGAGCACGAACGUUCCGGUUGCUCCCAAGGCACCCCACGCCUACACGCACCAAGUGGGCGGUUUCAUCAACGCCAAUGUCUGCGCUCAUUACGCCGCCGGUCAGGUGGAUGCUCGGGCGCGUGCCCACGCUCCCGCCCACGCUCCCGCCAGCGCCAGCGCCAGGAUGUUCUGUUUCGCGCCCGGCGGCGCCGUGGAGCCGGUGGGCGCGCGCCCGUGGCACGUGGUCGUGGAGCGCGAGGGAAGCACGUGGAGGCACGAGGGCGGCGCGGGCGCGGGCGCGGGCGCGGGCGGGCACGACUGCGCGCUGUGCGGGCGCGCCUUCGAGCUGGCGCCGCAUCUCGUGCUGCACCUGCGCGCGCAGCACGGCGUGGAGGCCGCGCUGGUGCAGGCGGGGGCGGCCGUGGCGGUGAUGGCGCCCCUCUACCUGCCCGCGCCCACCCCCGCGCUCGCGCCGCCCUCUGCGCACCCCACGCACGCCUGCUAG